This is a messenger RNA of Aspergillus wentii DTO 134E9, 537 nucleotides long. RefSeq lists its product as uncharacterized. Lineage: Eukaryota; Fungi; Ascomycota; Eurotiomycetes; Eurotiales; Aspergillaceae. The transcript has a single exon. The record is from RefSeq and is a predicted model, not a curated record. Bases 171 to 452 code for a protein of 93 amino acids. Gene Ontology annotation, molecular function: DNA-binding transcription activator activity, RNA polymerase II-specific; RNA polymerase II transcription regulatory region sequence-specific DNA binding. Gene Ontology annotation, cellular component: nucleus. Gene Ontology annotation, biological process: regulation of transcription by RNA polymerase II.
AUCCAUCACCUAUUCCUGGACCUGAUUUUUGCUUUGAUCCGAUUCCUGACUUCGGUCAGAGCUUGGGUGUCGAGUCUGCUCCAUGUAUGCACCAUCUAUCACCCAUCAUGGAAGGACCUCACUAAUAUCUAUCAGACCCUCCACAACCCACCCACUCCCAACCAUCCCCAAUGCCAGCUAUGCCAGCUCUCACCCCCCGCUCCAGCUCCGCCUCCUCCCGCGACGCCUCACCCAAAGACUCCUCGUCCUCAUCCUCAUCCUCCUAUCGCGUCUCCAAGCGCCAAAUGAACACCAUGGCUGCGAGACGAUACCGUCAGCGAAAGGUCGAUCGGAUGAGUGAGCUUGAGGCCGAGUUGGAGAGCGUCAAGCGGGAAAGAGAUGAGUUGCGGAUGAGAGUUUCCAAGCUGGAGGGUGAGACGGAGGCGCUGAGGGGGUUGGUUGAGAAGAAGUAGGUAGUUUUUGUGUAUAGGAAUCUAUUCAAUUGUGAUAUUUUGGAACUAUUUCAUAAUAUGCGUAGUUUAGUGGCUGGAGUGGCUG